AUGCGCAUUUACGCCCUCGCUCGUCUCAUCCUGCAUGCUUUCGUGCUCGUAUUCACCAUCUGCUUGCUGGGAAUCUCUGCCAAUACCGUAGCACUAGCGAACAAGUAUCAUGUGACCCGCCAAUAUGCCCAGUUGUCUUUAGCGGUGUCCGUCAUCACUCUCGUCGUGCUCAUCCCCGUUCUGGUGCUUGACCGUCUCCGUCGCAAUGCGCUGCCCUCUUGGACGUCUGUUGAGCUUGGUUGGAAUGGUGUCAUCUGGGUCUUGUGGUUAGGCGAGUCCCUCCCUCCCUCUCCUCUUCCCUGCAUGCCGUUAAUAUACCCUCUGGAUGUCGAAUACCUUUCGUAUUACCUACGCUCCGCCUCCGAAGCUCAAUCUGUCUGUCAGCAAUCACAAGCUAUUGAGGCACUCGCAUGGCUCAACUGGAUCAUCUUGUUCGCCCUCUUCUGGAUCCUUCUCAUCACCGCGCUUGUCUAUCACACUCCUUCAGGCGGAGCUAUCUGGAUGUCCUCCAUGGCUGACUACACUCCUGCGCCCUCUGACAAGGUCGCUUCGGGCGGGAUGAUGCCGAUGACUCAACCGACGCACUAUGCCGGUGCACCUAUGGCGGCGGGGAAUCCGCAGAUGGGGUAUCCCGCUGCAGCCACGCCAGGCACCCAGAUGAGCGGGGUUGGAGGGAUGCCAAUGAUGGGAACACCGAUGACGCAGGCGACGCAAGGGCAUCCAGGCGUUGCACAGGUCUAA
Messenger RNA from Dacryopinax primogenitus, 741 nucleotides. RefSeq lists its product as uncharacterized. The record is from RefSeq and is a predicted model, not a curated record. Lineage: Eukaryota; Fungi; Basidiomycota; Dacrymycetes; Dacrymycetales; Dacrymycetaceae. Bases 1 to 741 code for a protein of 246 amino acids. The transcript is spliced from 5 exons.